GCGGCGGCGGCUCCGCGGGUCCUGCCGCCCUCCCGCGGUGAGAACGGGGCUCUUCUGUCCCGCUCGCCUUCCCUCCCAAAAAAUCCACGGGUGCUGUGGGCCAUGCUGCUGGCAGAGGCCUCGUGUAGGCCAGAACUCCUCAGGGAAUAGGGGGCUUCCCGGCUGGCCGCGGUGGGAAGCGGGGCUGCAGCUUCAUCGGACGUGGAGGCACGUGGUGAUUGGUGUAAAGAGGCCUCUGCGGGGGAUGAGCCCGGGAUGCACGAGGUAACAAUGGACAUUACAAGUGGGAGCGCAGAUGACAUUUCAAGGCCUGCAUCUAGUUCAAAACCCAAUUGUGGAUCUUUGAAUACAUCUAUAGAGUUACUAACACCAGAGCCACAUUUGCAAAAGGUUGAUUCACUUGUCAGUGUGGCUGAUGGUUAUCAGAGAGACAGUCUAGAAGAUUUCUGUCCAGCAGAAAACAAAAGAGAGAAAUCUGAUGUCCAGGCAGUAAGAACAGAUCAGCAAACCACAGUGGAGAGUACAACCUUCUCUCUUCAGAAAUGUAUACAGAAACCCAAGGAAUUGCCAGGAUGUAGCUGUAAUUCAGAUUGUGAAGACACUGAAACAUGGACUUUGAAAUUCUGUGAACCUUUCCAAGGAAAAUCAAGUACUGCAAAAUCAGCAAACUUGAAAUGUUCUGAAGACACAGAUGUAGAUCCUCAGAUUCAAGCAGCUAUAAAGAAAAUGAAUAAACUUGACACAAUACUUGAAAAGCAACAUCUUAAGGAGAAAGCAAUUAAAAAACAAGGCAAAGAAAUGAGGGCAGUGCUCUGGGAAGAACUUCAGUCUAUCAAAACCAGAGGAGGCCACGAGGAGAUAGAAAACACAAACCUUUUUUUAGCUUUGUUCUCAUCGUGGCAGGAUACAACUGAUCCCUCCCAUACUAAAGAAAAUGAAAUAUGUACUUCAGUAAUUCACACACAAAUGAAUCCAGAGGAUUAUGAUUGUCAUCAAGACCAACAAAGCAAGGAUUAUCCAAAUGAAUUAGAAACAGAAUUAGAAAAAACAGCAGAGAAAACACAUAGCAAAAAUAAAAGCAACCAGGAUUUCAUUAAAAAGAACAUUGAGCUAGCAAAGGAUUCAGGAAACCAGUUUGUUAUGCUUGAGGGAGAAAGGAAAAGGCUAAUUGAACUAUUGAAAGAUACAGAGGAUGGAAUUGAAUUGCAAGGUCUUGAGGAGAAUGUAUCUGUCUGGCUAGCACCAGGAGAAGGGUACACACCUGAACCCACGGAAUUUCAUCUCCUAAAUGAAAUAGACAUUAAGCUUCAAGCACUACUAUCUGAUGGGGAGUUUUCUGCAAUUUCCAGCUCUUUCUCAAAACCUCCAAGCCAGAUUUGUCAGGAGUCUCUGCUUUAUGCCAACAGAAGCCUAGAAACAGUUCCAGGUGAAAAGGUUCUGCGGGACAAUAAGGAAAAACGUGAUCAACAGAAUCGUCUGAAAGAAAUAGAUCAUAAGCUGGAAUCUCUAGAGAGAAAUCUUACUGAAGAACAAAUGAGCCUCUCUGAAGAGCAGCUUAAGACCCUUCUGGAAGAAUGUAUGCAGCCUGAGAGAACAAUAAGUAACGUUACCAUGCCAAAGUCUCAGGAAUCUCUUUCUUUUGGAUUAAGUCCCCCUUCUUACACAAGUCAAGACUCCACUCUUCACUCCACAUCUACUCUUUCCAAAAUGUUAGUUGAAGACCAUAUUGUAGGGAUGUUAAUGGCUCAGGAAAAGGCUGGACUCGAAGACAAAAGCUUAUGUGCAGAGAGCGAAAUCCCUGGCUACUAUAUCAGCAAAGCAUUGGCUGGUAGUCACUUAUCAAAGGAUUCACUGGCCCAAACAGAGGAACCUGAUGACCUAGAAGGUUUACAGAAGAUGGGAGAUGAGAGUAUUACUGAAGGUUACUUUAUGUCAAGAGCACUCAACACAAAAAGAUUGAAGAAACCUUCUUUCUUGGGUGAACCAUUAUAUUGCAUCAGCAUGAACAAUGAGCCAUGCACAGAGGCUGACAUUCUCAGCAUACCACUGCAAACCAAAGGAGAAACUUUGUGAGAUUUCAUAACCCAGAACAGUUCUCAAGUUGACAAUACCUGUUUGUUAGUCAUGGCAUCCUCAACACUGCGACCAAAUGGCUGUGUUCCAGUGAAACGUGGUGGACAAGGCAGACAGUUGUAUCCAGGUUCAGUAUUCUCACACCUGUGCGCUCCAUUGAAGACAAAGCAGGCAUCAGGAACUUCUUUGCACUGAAAUAGGAGUUUGAGAUAGAGGAGAACAACAGUUAGCAUUAGAAAACACUGAUUCUAUUCUCCCUUUCCAUCUUCCUUCCUUCCCUUUCAAGGAGCAAGCUAUAUUCUUCUUACCUCAUCAAUAUCUUGGCAGUGAACACCAUCACCAUGGUAGCCAGCAGGACAGGCACCACACUUCCAGGAACCAUCAGGAGAGCUGGUACAUGUAGCCCCCGCAAAGCAGGGAUUAGACAGACACCCAUCUGUGAAACAAAUGAGAAAAUGUUACAGUGAGGGAUUCUUACCAUGCUGCUACGGUACUGUAUUUGACUUAUAUCCUGGUUUAAAAUUCUAGCACUUAUGUUUUACAGACUUACGUAAAAUUUUUAAAUCAGUAUUUUCAAGAUUGUCAACGAUCUUCAGAUGUUUAUGGGAAAACAGAUACUCACCAAUUGGACAGUCUUGUUUGUUGCAGACCUGAGUCCCUCUAGCUUCACCUACACAAGUCUUCCCACCAUACUGAGGCUCAGGAUUAUUGCAGAGACGGCUACGUUUUUGAAGUCCUCCUCCACAUGUCACUGUGCAAGCAUCCCAUGGAGCCCAUGGUCCCCAGUUGCCAUUAACUAAAGGAAGAUGGAAGACAUGUAUGGUUUCAAAUUCAGUGCUACAACUAGUUUCUACCUGCUUAGGACUAUUAUUUUUGUAGUGAGAGCGCUUCAGACAUUGUUCCAAGUGACAGAAUUAAUGGGCUCCAUGGAGGAGGUAUAGAAGAUAGUUUAGUUUCAUCUGAAACUAACCUGUGAGAUUUUUACAUAGCCCACCUCUAAGUUUAAAGAGAGAAGAAUACUAGAACUAGGUUAUAUAGCAACUACUCUGGAAGUUCACCAUUUAAGCUACCAAAUAGUAGUUAUCACCACGACACACUUACUUGGGCAAGGAUCUUUCUGGCAGGCUUUGUUUUCUCUUGCCUCACCCUCACAAGGUUUGCCAUUCAGCUGUGGUACUGGAGAGUUGCAGAGACGAAUUCUAGUGAUGAUGCCCGUGCCACAAGUGACAGAACAUGACGACCAUGGUGACCAGUGACUCCAGCCACCAUCCUGUUUAACUACAGGAGAGAGAUAUCUGUUAUUAAUAGUUUCUGAAGACUUCAGCUACAGAGCACCUAGAACGUAGCCAGUACCAGAACUGCACCAAAGACUCCAUAUAUAACAGAUAGUCUCCGCACGGUCACAGAUCAAGUUUUGUUGCUAAAGAAGUUUCAUCCCUAAACUGGUGUCAGAUUUUGUCCUGGGAGCAGUGCCCAAACACGCCUGUUUACUGCACAAACUAUGUGCUCCCCUUGACCUGAUUAACAGAAGUCCUUAAAGCUAGAAGCCAACGAUCCACACCAGCAACAGAACUACAUGGUAAUCUUUGCUGUUAAUGUCAAGCCAGUAAAAGCAACCUACGUUUUACUACCAGCAUGAGUAGAUUAAGUACUUACAUCUCUUAUCACACUCCUGAAGGUGGCAAGUCCGAGUCUGCACAGAAGACCCUUCGCAGCGGUUAUUGAGACUGUCACAGGAACGUCCUCUCUGCUGAAUUCCGUUGCCACAUGUUACAGAACAUGAGGUCCAUUCAGACCAAGGAGACCAUCCAUCAUCGGCAUAGUCGCUAGCUGCAGAGGGAUACAGCUCUGAAUAAGAUUCCAUGUACAUGUUUUUUCAUAGUCUUUUCUCCCACACUUCUCUCCAUCAAAAAGGUCACAGCUGCCCUCAAAAGCCACAUGCACCUUCCUUUCUUGGACAAGAUAAAAGCCAUGAACUCAAAUAUUUCAGUAUGUUGUGCAUUGUAGAAAAUAUCGAAUGUGCACCACCUAAGUGAUUAACUUCAAAGAGGUAUCAGACUAACUGUACUUCAGCAGUGCAAAGUUAUCCUUGUAUAUCCAGUUGUGGGAUACUUUAGAGCAGCAUGCGUCUAGUUAGAUGAGGCCAACUGCUACAGAAGUGUGAAUGAGCUAAGUACUUACGCCAGCACCGGGGACAGCACUCCCCAUCAGGCACAGUGGCAUUGGAACAAGGCAUGAGAGGACAGGACACUUUCCGGCAUAUAGUAGCAGAGUUCUAUAAAGAACAGUGAGAAUUGCAAUAAGCAAGUGGAAUAUAAACAAUGGCUAGAGUCUGGUUAAAUAAUAGAGAUCUUUUCUGCAGCACUUAAAACUCAAGAGCAUAUCUAAAACAGAGAUCCUUGUAGUUAGAGCUAAUAUAACCCAAGGGUAGCCCCAGGCAUUUUCAUCAAACUUCAUCUCUUUUCCAUUCUCACAUAUUAUUUUUUGGUUUUCUUUUGCAGAAGAUUAUCAGGAGUAGCUAGCAGAUCCUAGCUAGAGUAAAGGAUGUGAUUCCCAAAGUAUAUGGUCAGACUUCAAGGAAACAAAACAAGAAUGAGAAGCCAACUUUCUUUUCAGUUAAUAUGGAUUUAAGCUAAUUAUAUGGUAGAGAUAAAAUGAGUUCAGUGGACUCUGCUCGAGAGCUAUGAAAUCUAUAACUUAUACUUAGAGGUUUUUGAUCUGUAAGCCAAACAGGCAGGGUAAGAACACCGACCUCCAAUCUCAAUGAGAGCUAAAGGGCAGUCUGUAGUUUUGUUUCUUGAAGGUAACAGCUUGGUCAGAAGAAUGCUCUCAUGAUUACUAUUUUAGUCUCCCCAAGCAAAUGACUAGAUUAAGGCAAUUACAGCUAACACUGAGUAAGAAGGUCAUAGAAAAGAGGCAGAUGCAGAAGUCAGUAUCAUUUGCUGACUAGAAGACAAAAAGAUGUCAAGAGCUAAAAUAGAUGCAGAAUUUGAGAUGCCUUGGAUUGCACACAUACAAAUAGCUUUUCAUUUCUAAGGAUUGGCAGGCUAGUUAACCCACUCUUCGGUAGACUGGUACUCCAAGAAGCUUUUGCUACGGUAUACUUAAAUGGAACAAGCAAAUAGUUUAAAGAAACCCUGAAACUGUAUGUUUUGUGUGUGUUUACAACAUUCCGCAGAAGUGAAACAAAGCAUAGAUAUCUUCCCAGGUGAUCCUGGGAUUUAAACAGUUAACCUGAAAUCUGAAAGGGAGUGCUGUUCCAUAUAAUCUAUAACAGUUAAUAGGAAACAGCUAGAAACAUUUGCUAGAUAAACACCCCAAGUUUAAGUGCCUUUACUGAGUACUAGAACAUCUUAUUAGCCAGCAGGAAGUUCAGUGAGGACAGAAGAUAGAUCUAAAGUAUUCCAGGAAGCAAAGCCAAUAGAACUAUAAAUUUGUUGUAUUGAUGCUGACUUUUAGUUUAAUUAUGAACUUAUGUAAAGAAUUCAGGCAUUCCCCAAAUUAAGGAACUAAAAGGGUGUUAAUAGCCAUACCAGAGCAAUGUUUUGUACAGUUUUCUAAAGUACUGCUGUUGUAACACUGUAUGAAAGCUCCCUUUAUACCAGAGAUCGAGUAGAAUGAAACAAACUGAAUAAUUCUGUGGGUGCUCUAGUAUGUCCAGUUCUGUGUAUGAUUCACUCUUUCUAACAAAGAAUGUAAUUUAGAAAUAUGUGUUAAUUCCUCCUCCUGAGUUUUUAUUCAGAGGAUUUAUGGAUGUGAGGAACCUUACCUGGCAAGUACAUUCAGUGCAGCUGUCAAUAGUCCACUCAUCUUUAUUUUUGUGCAAGAUUCCAUUAUGAAUGCAUGCUCCAGGAGUGAUCUGGACCACUUUAGCAAUGAUUUCAUUUUCUUCAGUCUUGAGGGGGGGAGUGUAAGAAGCAAAGUGAAGAUAUUUAGAAGUUAAUACAGAAAACAUUGUUUUUCACAAAAGUCAAAGUAAAUUUAUUACUGUUUAUACAGCCUCUCAAAAGGCAGGCUAUAAUUAAUGCACCCAAUGCCAGUUAAUAAAAGGUACCAUGAAUUUAGCCAACACUCACCACUUUGCGAACUCUGUCUUGAAGUGUUGUCACCAUGGACCGAAGCCCUUGCAGUUCCACAAACAUAUUUGUUAGUUCAUCACAGGAAAAUCCACAGACUGCUUGGAUGUCCUUUGUUUUAUGGCCAAUGUAAUUAGUGCGGAUAGCUGGGCUGGAACCAUUGAUGGGAUUGUCCAAAGUAAUGAUUGCACUAGUGGCU
Molecule: messenger RNA, 6348 nt
Organism: Chiroxiphia lanceolata (lance-tailed manakin)
Lineage: Eukaryota; Metazoa; Chordata; Aves; Passeriformes; Pipridae
Gene: FSIP1
Product: fibrous sheath interacting protein 1
Exons: 13
Coding region: 256-2073 (605 amino acids)
Source: RefSeq, a predicted model, not a curated record